Molecule: messenger RNA, 5420 nt
Organism: Pimephales promelas (fathead minnow)
Lineage: Eukaryota; Metazoa; Chordata; Actinopteri; Cypriniformes; Leuciscidae
Gene: pnpla7a
Product: patatin-like phospholipase domain containing 7a
Biological process (GO): lipid metabolic process
Cellular component (GO): endoplasmic reticulum
Molecular function (GO): phosphatidylcholine lysophospholipase A1 activity
Source: RefSeq, a predicted model, not a curated record
UGAAGGACUGUUAAGGAAAUAGCAGAGAUUUGACUUCAUGGGGCGUAAAAGAAGCUGCCAAAGUUUGCAAUGGAGUGAAAUUUGUGUGGAAAUGACAGGGAAGUGACCCAGCUAGCAGCUGCGGUAUAAAUAAAAGGAUUAUUUCAGCAUCGUUCUCCAAUUUCGCUGUCUUUAAAAUGGGAGAUGAGCUGGAAGAUGAAGCACAGUGCCUGUAUCCUGCUAUUGGGAGUGAAAUUCGUUUCCGCCUGCAGCAGUUUGUGGAGGAGAGGAUGCAGACAACAAUGCUGACGGGUGUUUUGAUCGGUGCCGUGGUGGCUGUGUGUCUGAUAGGAAUCUCUGUACUUCUCCUCUACCGCAGAUAUAAACUGGCGAGUCAACAGGCUGAUGUUCCUCGCUAUCGCUUCAGAAAAAGAGAUAAAGUGCUCUUUUACGGCAGGAAAAUCAUGAGAAAGGUCCAGACCUUGUCCUCGACACCAACCUCCUCUUCGGUGUCUAAGCAGCGCUCUCGGAAGAGACCUAAAGUUCUAAGUAUAGCACGCAGGAUCCUGCGGAUCAGGAAGGAGCCACCCACUUUGCAGCCCAAAGAACCCCCUCCCUCUCUCUUAGAAGCAGAUCUCACCGAAUUUGAUGUGCAGAACUCAAAUCUGCCCUCAGAGGUGCUCUACAUGCUCAAGAACGUCAGGGUACUUGGUCAUUUUGAAAAGCCCUUGUUUUUGGAGCUGUGUCGACACAUGGUGUUUGUGGAGCUGCAGGAGGGAGAGGGGCUGUUCAAACCAGGGGAUGAUGAUGACAGCAUUUAUGUGGUUCAGGAUGGAAGGCUUGAGCUUUGCAUUCAUGAAUUUGAUGGCACAGAGCCUGUGGUGAAGGACGUGUUGCCCGGGGACAGCGUUCACAGUCUGCUCAGCAUUCUAGACAUCAUUACAGGUUAUCCUGCUCCUUAUAAGACUGUGUCUGCUCGUGCUGCGGUCAGGUCUACCAUUUUGCGUUUGCCUGCCUCAGCUUUCCAGGCAGUGUUUGAGAAAUACCCAGAGACGCUAGUGAGAGUCAUACAGAUAAUCAUGGUGCGGCUGCAGAGAGUCACUUUCCUGGCACUUCACAACUACUUGGGCCUGACCACUGAGCUUUUCAAUCAGGAGAGACAAGCAGUGCCGCUGUUCACGGUCAACAGUGUGCUCACCGAGGGGAGUCCCUGCAAAGUCCCCCGCAGACCCCACUUCCAGACACACCCAGAAGACGAGCAGCUGCAGGACGGAGACCACUUGACACACUCCGAUGGAGGGCAAGCAGGUUCAUACGAAAAUGCGUCCAUAGUUGCACGGAGGUCUCGCUCAGUCUCGAUGCCUGUAGAGAGUUCAGGAGUGGCAGGAAAUGACUUGAACAUGGCCUAUGAACGGGCCCGAGUCACCAUUGACGAUCCUCCGUCCAUUUCUGUCAAGUCCAUUUUGAAGAAGAGUGUGACCAUGCAGCAUGCUCCGUCCGCUGUGAUUCAUUACACAGACAAUGCAUCACACUCUGACGUGCCCCCUAGUAAAGUGGGCGCCAUAUUCCAGGCCGCCAAGAAGGACCUGCUGGGGAUUAUUCCACUGCAGGACCCCAGUUUGCUGGAGGGCAGGGUGACGCUCCAUCAAGUUAAAUCUGGAUCUAUUGUAGCUCGACAAGGAGAUCAGGAAGUAAGUGUGCAGUUUGUGAUUUCGGGCACAUUGCAUGUGUACCAGAGGAUGAUUGACCGAGAGGAGGACACGUGUCUGUUCGUGGCUCACCCAGGAGAGCUGGUGGGUCAGCUGGCUGUACUGACGGGAGAGCCACUUAUAUUCACCGUACGGGCACAUCGUGACUGCAGCUUCCUAUCCAUUUCUAAAACACAUUUCUAUGAGAUCAUGCGAGCUGAGCCCACUGUGGUGCUGAAUGUGGCUCAUACAGUUGUAAGAAGGAUGUCAUCUUUCGUCAGACAGAUUGAUUUUGCCCUUGACUGGAUGGCUGUGGAGGCGGGGAGAGCUGUCUACAGGCAGGGCGAUAAGUCUGACAGUACUUUUAUAGUGCUCAGUGGCCGCCUGCGUUCCGUCAUCCUGAAGGAGGAUGGGAAAAAGGAGCUGACUGGAGAGUAUGGCCGUGGAGAUCUUAUUGGAGUGGUGGAAGCUCUGACCCAUCAGAACAGAGCAACUACUGUUCAUGCUGUUCGGGACUCAGAAUUGGCUAAACUACCUGAAGGUGCUCUCAGUUCCAUCAAGAGAAAAUUCCCACAGGUAGUCACAAGGCUUAUUCACCUGCUCGGACAGAAGAUCCUCCAGCAAGUUAAUGGACCUUUAACAGCUCGCAGUCUAGCUCUACACACUCCCGGCAGUAAAUGGGAUGCGGGGAACCCUGCCUCAAACCUUUCUACCGUCACUGUGCUCCCGGUAUCAGAGGAGGUUCCUCUGACCGCGUUCACCCUGGAACUUCAGCAUGCACUUUUAGCUAUUGGUCCCACUCUUCUCUUGACAAGUGACAUCAUCAAACAGCGCCUCGGCUCUGCUGCAUUAGACAGUGUGCAUGAGUACAGGUUGUCGAGUUGGCUGGGUCAGCAGGAAGACAUCCACCGCAUAGUCCUGUAUCAGACAGAUGUGUCACUCACCCCGUGGACUCAGCGCUGCAUCAGACAGGCUGAUUGCAUCAUCAUCGUAGGACUGGGAGAGCAGGACCCAGCCGUGGGAGAGCUGGAGCGUAUGUUAGAGGGGAGUGCGGUGAGAGCACAGAAACAGCUGGUGUUAUUGCACCGGGAGGAUGGCCCUCCUCCCAAAGGAACAGCCGAAUGGCUGAACAUGCGGAGCUGGAUCUCCAGGCACCUUCACCUGUCCUGCCCCCGCAGAGUCUUCUCCAAGAGGAGCCUGCCAAAAUUGAGAGAGAUGUAUCAGCGUGUGUUCCAGAAACCGGCCGAUCGCCACUCUGAUUUCUCACGCCUGGCCCGUGUCCUGACAGGAAACACCAUCGCUCUAGUGCUGGGGGGUGGAGGAGCCAGGGGUUGUUCUCAGGUGGGCAUCAUUCGAGCAUUGAGUGAAGCAGGAAUCCCUAUUGAUCUGGUGGGCGGCACCUCUAUCGGGUCCAUGAUGGGUGCGCUGUAUGCAGAGGACCGCAGUUACAGCAGAAUGAGGAUCAGAGCCAGAGAAUGGGCCAUGGAAAUGAAUUCCAUGUUUAAGAAAGUGCUGGACCUGACCUACCCAAUCACUUCUAUGUUUUCCGGUGCUUCGUUCAACUCUAGCAUUAGUGCUGUCUUCAAAGACAAACAGAUAGAGGAUCUCUGGAUCCCAUAUUUCAACAUCACCACAGACAUCACCGCCUCUACGAUGAGAGUGCACACUGAUGGCUCUCUGUGGAGAUAUGUGCGUUCCAGUAUGUCUCUUUCUGGUUACCUGCCACCAUUGUGUGAUCCAAAAGAUGGACACCUGCUCAUGGACGGAGGCUACAUCAACAACCUGCCAGCGGAUGUGGCACGCUCCAUGGGUGCAAAGGUGGUUAUUGCAAUUGAUGUGGGAAGCCAAGAUGAAACAAACCUUACUAACUAUGGGGAUGCCCUUUCUGGCUGGUGGCUGCUAUGGAAACGGUUCAACCCACUGGCUGAGAAAGUCAAGGUGUUGAACAUGACUGAGAUCCAGGCUCGAUUGGCUUAUGUGUGCUCAGUGAGACAGCUUGAAUCUGUUAAGAACAGCGACUACUGUGAAUACAUCAGACCACCCAUCGACAGAUACCGCACGCUCGAGUUCGGCAAGUUCGAUGAGAUCAGCGAAGUUGGGCACCAGCAUGGGAAGACGGUGUUUGAUGUUUGGUGCAGGAGUGGCGUUGUAGAAAAGAUGAUGAAGGACAGACAUCAGGAAGAAUUCCACAAAACGCAGAGCAACAGUGUGGUGACCUGUCCCAAUGCUUCCUUCACUGAUCUGGCUGAGAUCGUCUCACGCAUUGAGCCAGUCAAACCAGCUCAUGUGGAUGAUGAAUCGGACUAUCACACUGACUAUGAGGAGGAGAUGGCAGAGAGCGCUCUGUCAGACAUGGAGCUCUACAACCAUUACAGUGAGCACACAGACACUGAUGAAGAAUUCGAGAGGACUCGCAGUCAGCGUGUGUGUUCUUCUGACGUGGAAAAUCUGGGUCCUGAGUCCUCCAAAACACUGCAAACGUCCAGUCCUCAAGAUACUAACAGCCCUCCCACCCUCCACACCAGAAAAGCACACUGACUGAACUCUCCGUCCUGAACUCUGACCCAGAUGUCAGCAUGGUAGUGUACAAACACUGACAAUCCCAAGAUUUGGGGUUUGGCCCCCUGUAUACAUUCCAGUUACACUCCAUGUCCAAGCCCUGAGGAUCAAAAAAUGAGUGUUUUGUGUAUUUACACAAGCCUUUUUCCCCUCCUCUUGUGCAUAAAAUCCUAAGAAAACAUCUAUAUCUCUACUGUUGCACUGGGUAACAUGGCGUGGGGGUUGAAAUGAGACCAUCUGAGUGGUAACUCAAGAUUAUUCCAGAGUUUCUCUGAAGUUUCAUGCUGACUAUGAACUAAGUCUCAACUCUAGCCCAUCUUGAAUUACCGGUCAAUAACAGAAGAAAUUGCACGACUAAGACAAUCAACUACAACAUUGCAAACAUUGUAUUUACAAACAGAUUGGAUUGUGCGCACAGUUGAUUGUUUCUAAUGUCAAUGCAAGUAGCAGAACACAGUAAAAUAAUGAUUUUGAGAUAAAACAAAAAGAUGGGGGAUAUUGACUGUAGAGUUCUCGAUUUAUAAACUCAGAAAACUGAUGUCGACUUUCGUUUCAUUAGACCACUUGACAAGUCAAUUUAUCCCACAGCUUGGCUGUUCAUGCAGGCCAAUGACUCCUUGCUGAGGGGUACCUGAUCUGUGAACAGUUGAGUGAUCGAUUUAAACUAACCAGCAUCGUAUAUCAUACCGAAUAUGUCUGAGUUAAUCAUACCUCUAGCUGCUGCUGCAUGUGAUCAAACACAAGCAAAAAAGCAAACCUAUCAAUGCAAUAUUUUUUACGUUUCUUGUUUUUGUCGACAAAAAAAAAAGCCGUAUGAGACCUGUUGUGCCUUUUAACCUUAUUAGUAAUAUGAAAUCAGUAAGUGGUCCAAAAAUGUAUUAACAGUCUGUGUUUUUGAUUGUUGCCAUGACUGACAUUAAUUUAGAGAUUUGUGGUCAGGCCAUUCUUUUUGAAUCUUCUGGAACAAUCUAUAAUGCUUUGUGCCAAUAGUUUUGCUUUAAAUCUGUUGUGCUAAAGCUAUGAAGAAAGUACUUAUGUUUUCCACAUUUCAGUUUGUUUUCAAAGUUAGAAAAACUACAGUAUGGACAUCUGAAAGAACAAACAAAAAUAUGCAAUUGUUUUCUAACGAUGGGUGUCAUUUUGCAAACGUUUUAAAAUGCUGAUUUCUAAUAAACUGCCUUAGUCUUGUGUGAA